AUGGCAGGUCUGAAAAACGAAGAAUGCAGAACGAAAUUCCGCCAACGUGUGUCUAUUCAUGUUGAAGUACGGACCAGGAAGAAGCUUAGCGAUGCGGAUUCCUUCACAACUUCAACCAAGAAAGGCGUCUUAGAAGGAAGUUGCGUCGUCAACUGCAACAAGGCUGCGAUAACGAGUGAAAGUCGAGACCGAAGGAGUUUGAAAAGCGGCAAAAUGAAGAGAUGUUCUGUCCUUGACACUGCCAAUGGAGUCGCUGUCGGUGAAGCACCCCUUCCGAUUUGGAGGGAUCAUUUUAAGACCUUGCUGAACCGAGAAGCGCCAUGUGUCCCUGAACGCGAGCAUAUUAAACGAGCAGCGAACCCAGCGGUCAACGAGGAACCACCCACGAGUCGUAGGUUCUGGACUCGUGAGAUGAAAAAGAUUAUCCAUUCAAUAUGGAUAGACGAAAGGAUACCUGACUCGUGGAGACACGCUAUCACAAUCCCUCUACACAAGAAGUUAUCCAUCACGGACCCUACGAAUUAUCGAGGAAUCUCUUUGCUGCGUGUUAUAUGCAAGGUAUUGGAGCGGAUUAUCCGGGAACAACUCAUUAAACAUCUCGAAGAAACAAAGCGAGACGAGCAAGCUGGCUUCCGUCCUGGCUGA
This is a messenger RNA of Necator americanus (New World hookworm), 645 nucleotides long. RefSeq lists its product as uncharacterized. NCBI's taxonomy places the organism in Eukaryota, Metazoa, Nematoda, Chromadorea, Rhabditida, Ancylostomatidae. The record is from RefSeq and is a predicted model, not a curated record. The transcript is spliced from 3 exons. Bases 1 to 645 code for a protein of 214 amino acids.